AUGGAAAUUUUAAAGGCGGAAGAUAAAAUUUUAAAAGUUUCAAAUGAUAUUGAUGAUUAUGAGGAUGAAAUAUUAAUAUCAGUCAUUUUAAAUAUCACUUAAGAAGAAUAUUUAAAUACGAUUUUUAAAUUAAAAGGUUAUGGAUCUAAAUAAUUAUGUGCCAAAACUAUUGAAAAAUCAGAAAUGUUAUUCUAAUGCUUUGAUUGCUGUAAAGACCCAAGCCAUGCGAUUUGUAAUGAGUGCUUAGUUCCUGAAAUUCAUAAAAGUUAAUUGAAAAUAUAUUGUUAGAUCAUGCUGUCUUUUAUGAGUAAAAUUCCUCUGAAAUGCCAGGAUUUUGUGAUUGUGGUGAUACAAUAAUUUUUGAUAUCAAUUCAAUGUGUUCUAAACAUAAUCAUUGUUCCAUAAAGUUGAAGGAUAAUUAAAUAGGUUGUAAAUAAAAUUAUAGAUAUUAGAUGAUGAAAAAGUUAUAAAAAAUUAUGAAUAAUUUUUAAUGAUUUCUUUUGGAUUAUUAUAGAAGAAAUUAGAAUAAAUAGUUGAUUAUCCUGCUGAUCUAUUAGAGAAUUUAGAAUAUAUAAUUGAAAGUUUAAACAAUCAUAUUUUGAAGAAUUAUUAUAAUUCUCAUAAAAAUCAUUUCUAAUCUAUUUAGAAUUCUAUGAAUUAAGCAAAAUAAAUUCAUAAAUUAAUAUUGAGAUGCUUAGAUAUUAUAACAACUGAUAAUAUAGUCUGGAGUUAAUUUACAGCUAAAAUUUUAAAGUAAGAAAUUUUAUGUAAAAUAAAUGAUAAAGAGAUUGGAUCAACCUCACUUUUGGAAUAUUAUCUUAAAUAUAGUGCACAUUUAGUUGGAUCACUCCAAUUCGAUUUGGAUAUUUCAACAUUUUUUCCUCUUUUCUUUUCAGAGGAUGAAUUUCGAAAACAUCAUGUAAAAGUUGUUAUCUAAAAUUUUUCGGCAUUGUAUCUUUUGAUUAAUUCUUACAAAUUAACUAACACUAAAAAUGAAGAAUUCUCAUUAUAAACAUAUUCAGAAAUUAAAGAUUAAAAAUUAGCUGUUUUAAUCGAGGAAAUACUUGCCUGUAGCUAAAUCAAAUAAAUUAAACUUAAAAAUAUAAUAAUUUAGAGUUCAAUUUUAGAAAAGGUUUAUAGUUAUUGUUAGGGAGGCUACAUUGAAAUACUGAAUUUAUACAAACAUAUCAGAAAUCCAAAUUGCUAUAACCUAUUUGAAGAUAUCUCUGAUCUGCUCUUAAAAAUGUAAAAAUUAUAAAUAAUUUAGCCCGUUAAUAAACAAACCUUCUUUGGUAUUAUCUAUUAAUAUUGGUUAUUUUUUAGAAUUAAUGAUCAGAAACAAAUAAUGUCUGAAUGGAUUAGUUAAUUAGAUUCAAGAAAUUCUUUCAAUAGAUGCUCAUUCCUUUUAAUCUUAAAUAUUAAAUCCAAAUUCACUUGUGUUUUAGAAAUUAUUAAAUUAAUCUUUAUUGAUUUACUCAUUAACUAGGAGGAAUCCAUGUACACAAAAGAAAAAUUUUAAUUUAGAAUAUCAGACUGAAGAAGAUGAUGAAUAAUCUUUAGAUUGCUUAUUAAUUCUAUUAAUAUAAAAUUUAUCUUCAUAUAGAUUUGAUUUAAAAUCCAUGAUAUUGGCUAUUGGGCAUUUAAGUUCAAACGAAGUUUAAAAUAUAUAAAGAAUAAUCUUACAUUAUUUUCUUAAUAGUUUAGUAACAGUAUUCAACUUAAAAUAUUAAACUCCGCUGCAAUUAAUUCUAUCUAAUCUAGUCUUAAGUGAUAGAAAUUUUAUAAUUGUGUUAUCAAUAUACUUAAUGAAUUUUGCAAAUUCUAAAGAAGCAUAUGAUAAUAUCCUACAGAUUAGUGGUUAAAAUAAUUAAUAGUUAAGAUUAGUUAUGAGAUCUAUCUUAAAAAGAGCCAUUUUAAAUUAUAAGAUUUUUUCAAAUAAUGAAUACUACUUUGGUAAAUAAAACUUUUUGAAGGAUUUAGAUGAUGAAGUAUCCCUUUAAAAGGUUGAUAUAGCUUGUAUCUAAAUUUAUGCUUUUCUAUUUUAAGAAUAGGGAAUCAAUGAUAUUGUUUAGUAUUAUAUUGAAAUCUCAUCUCAUCUUAAAUAAAAUGAAAAUUCUACUUUGUUAAUUUGUACAAUUGCUUAAACUGAUAAUGAUUUAAUAUAAUGUGUUGGAAGCAUUUUUGGGAAUUAAUUAACUCUAUAAUUAAAAAAAGGAUUGCAUAAAUUAUUUUAAACAAUAUUUUAUUCUUAAACAUUUUAUUAAUUGAAUGAAAUGAAGAUUAUUCUUAAAUCAUUUAGUUAUGAAAAUUAUACAGAUUUUGAAACUUUUAUUUUGAGUUGUUGUGAAAUGAAUUAAGAUAAUGGAUAAUUAUAAUUAAGAAAAGAAUUUAAAUUACCUAUUUAUGAACCAAUUUAUGCCUAAUAAAAUGAAUUGAUUAAAGAAAAAAUAAAUGAUAAAUUAUAAAUGUAGAAUGAUAAAUAUGCUGAAUUAUUUGGAUCAUCGUUAUAAUAUGAGUUAUAAUAUUAUAACACAGAUAAAUCAACUCUUACUAAUAUUAGAUAUGAAAUACUUAAAGCAAUAUCCCUUGAUAAUUAAUAGUAUUUACUUGAAAGAAUUCUAAAAAAUUUAGAAAAUAUUUUUUAAUAAAAAAUUGAUUUUGGUAUAAUAGUAGAAUAAUCAAUUAAGAUUUUAUAGGACAAUGCUGUUUAUAUUAAUUUAUUAAUUUUAUCGAAUUCAUUUUUUAAGGCCUCUAAUAUUAUGAUUUAAAAUAGAUUGGAUAAAAUUUAAAAUUAUUGCUAAAUAAUUUUAUCUAGUUAAAAGAUAAAUCAUUCUUAAAAGUCCUUUUUUCAAGUCUAUUGCUAAAAAUUACAAAACUAAAGUAUAAUUUAAAAAUAGGAUGAAGCUGAUCAUUAAUCUAAAUCUGAAAAGCAUCAAUAAUAUAAAUAAUAAUUACAAUAAAAAUUCAAUUUAAUGAAGGAUAAUUUUAAUAGCAAGAUUAUUAAUAAUAAAUAACACAUAGAAGAUACUGAUGAUAAAUGUUUAUUAUGUAAAUUACCAUUUGAAAAAGCGGAUCUAUAAUACUUACCAAUUUUAAUCUAAUACACAAAUGUCUAUUAAUAUUUAAAUAUUUUUUAAUUUUAGCCUACUUAAGAAUUCAAAAUGUUAUCUAUGCAUGUUUCUAAUUGUAACCAUAUUUUUCAUGCUGAUUGUUUGAAAAAAUAAAUCUUAUCUUUAUUUGAAAAGAAUCAAAAAUGCUAUUAAUGCCCUUUGUGUUAUUCUGCUUAUAAUUUUCUGUUACCAAAUUCUUAGAACCUAGAAAAUAUAGAAACUAAAGAUUUUGAAUUGUCAACGUUUAUUCUCAUAUAAUCAGUCUAUGACAACUAUUAAUAAAUUUUUGAGGAAAUAGACGAGAAUGAGGAAUAUAAGUUAGAAUUUUUAGAUGAAAUUCUAUCUUAAAUAUUAUGUAAUUUAACAUUCUAAUUAUUGAGUGACUUAGAGAAUUUUAUUUAAAAGAAUCAACAUCUUUUUAUAUAAAAAAUUAUAAAUUUGAUGAGAUUGUUUUAUAUCAAGCAGAAUUCUAAUCAAAUUGAAAAAUGCAAAUUUAAUGAAAACGAAACGCUCUUCCAAAUUUUAAAAUUAAUUUAAACACAUCUGAUAAAAAAGCAUAAUAUCAAUAAUUUUUAGUCUAACCUUUCAAUAUUACUAAAUAAAAAUUUUGAAUUGGCUUAAGCAAUAUUUGAAGUAUUGACUUAAAGAAAAAUCAAUAAAUAUAUUAAUAAUAAAUUAUUACCUUAUGACAUUUAAGUAAUUAAGGAUUUAUUCAAAAAAAAAAGAUUAAAUUUUUUAACAAAUAAUUUUAGUUCAUUUUUAAGUAAGAAUUACUUACUUCCUUGUUAAAAGAAAAAUUGCUAAUUUCCUAAAUUUAAAUUGGAGACUAAAUAUCAAGGAUAAUAUAUUUGUCUUAUAUGUUUAAAAAAAAUGUGUCCAGAAUAUUGUGGAAAACUUAAACAAGUAAUUAUGUAAAAUUUAUAUUUAAGUAAAAUCUUGGAAAUUUAUAAAGACACUCUCAGAAAAAACAUUUCAGGAAAUGUGUGUUUCUUGAUGUUGAAAAAAGCAAAGUUUUAUUAAUAUUUUCCUCUUCUUAUUUGUUUAUGGACAAUACUUUAUUUAUAAAUAAAAUAGGAGAUUAACCUAUCAAAGGUCCUUAUCCAUUAUAACAUUAUCAGAAAUUUUAAAUAAAUAUGAAAGCUUUAGAUCAAAUAUUUGAGAUAAUUAUGGAAGAGAAGUACUUAAAAAAAUUAGAUGAAAAUUAAGAUAAUGUACAAACUCAAGAAAUUUGA
Paramecium pentaurelia is the source of this 4342-nucleotide messenger RNA. The record is from the annotation of a GenBank genome assembly. Lineage: Eukaryota; Ciliophora; Oligohymenophorea; Peniculida; Parameciidae.